GGGAAAUAUGCAUGAUUGAUUUCAGUUCCAAUGUAAACAUCACGAUUACAUCUAAAAUACAUCAAUAUGGCCGACGAAAACGACGUCGAAGACUAUGGCAGUGAUGAUGAAGUUGAAAUGACUGCUGCCGAUGUCCUUCAAAAAUUGGAAGAGGCAUGGUUGAAUGAAAAGUUUGCUCCUGAUCUCUUGGAAACUAAGGUGGAAUUAGUUGAAUGUAUGUUGGAACAAAUUCAACAAAUGGAAGAAAAUUUAAAACGAUGUAAAAAGGGUGAUUUUAGAAUAAUCAUUCACAGAAUGGAAAUUGAUAGGAUAAGAUAUAUUAUUAGUAGUUAUCUUAGGAUAAGACUUUGUAAGAUAGAGCAAUUUGUACAUCACAUUUUAGAAGCCGAACUUCGACGUGGUGACGAAGAAACUUCUCGCCUGUCUAACGAUGAAUUCAAAUUUGCUAAAGACUUCACUGAAAAUUUAGAAACACACCUAAAAAAUGUGACAUUGCGACAUAUGCCACGAAAUCUUCAAAGUAUAGACAAAGACAAAACAGCUCCAAGGCCAAAUAUGAACAGUUAUAUAUUUUUUAAAGUCAACGAAAGUCAGCAAGGAGUUCUUGUUGAAGAAGAAACAGAUGAACAUGAAAACGAAGUAGUGAAUCUAGAAAAAGACGCUCAGCAUAUCAUGCGGUAUAAACCGGUUUCCACCCUGCUACUUAAUGGAGCGGUUUCGUUGAUAUAAUUAAAUGCAGGUAUACUCAUAGGUAGCUUGAAUUUGUCAUUAGUUUGUUGGAAAUAGUGGAUUUGUUUUACACAGGAAGGGAAAACAAUCCAAGAUUUGAAGUUUUCAAGGACGUGAGAAUGCUCGUGAUGAUAAUGGAAAUCAUUUUAUUUUUGCUGAUGUUAAUUUAAUUAAGGGCAUUCAAUAAUGACAAAGAGGUCAUUAUUUUGAAAGUUAUGCUAAAAUAAAAGUAACACUUGUUGAAAUUAAAUACUGUAAAAUACUUUAUUUUCGCUUGGAAUUAAUUUUAACUGAAGGAAUAAUUCAGUGAAAAUAGAAUUCCAGCGAAUAUACCUUUUU
Molecule: messenger RNA, 1068 nt
Organism: Saccoglossus kowalevskii
Lineage: Eukaryota; Metazoa; Hemichordata; Enteropneusta; Harrimaniidae
Product: DNA replication complex GINS protein SLD5-like
Biological process (GO): double-strand break repair via break-induced replication; DNA-templated DNA replication
Cellular component (GO): GINS complex
Source: RefSeq, a predicted model, not a curated record